AUGUUACCCUUUGUGAGGGUUAUCAUUAGGAAGAAUCCUCAGGCUGUCUCUGAAUACAUUGCAGACUAUAUUAUCUCCCGCAUCAAGGCCUUCUCUCCAUCGGCCGCCAGACCUUUUGUCCUUGGCCUGCCAACUGGCAGCAGUCCCGAGAUCGUAUAUGGGAUUCUAGCCCGGAGAUACAAAGCUGGUGAAAUAUCCUUUAAAAAUGUCAUCACUUUCAACAUGGAUGAAUAUGUUGGUCUCCCCCGAGACCACCCCCAGAGCUAUCACAGCUUCAUGUACAAACAUCUCUUCGCCCACGUCGACAUACAGCCAAAGAACAUCAACAUCCUAGAUGGCAACGCAUCAGAUCUGGCCAAGGAGUGCAAAGACUUCGAAGCAAAGAUCGCCAAAGCCGGAGGAAUCGACCUGUUCCUCGGAGGCGUCGGCCCAGACGGACACAUAGCUUUCAACGAGCCUGGGUCCAGUCUCAAUUCGCGCACCCGCGUCAAGACACUGGCAUAUGAUACCAUUUUAGCCAACUCGCGUUUCUUCGACAAUGACCUAUCCAAGGUUCCCAGGACUGCGCUCACAGUUGGCAUCAAGACUAUCAUGGAUGCUCGCGAGGUUGUCAUCGUCGUUACCGGCGUCCACAAAGCCAAGGCCCUUCAGAAGGGAAUCGAAGGCGGCGUCAACCAUAUGUGGACCUUGUCUGCUCUCCAGCUUCACCAGCACCCUCUGAUAGUCGCCGAUGAGGAUGCAACCCUUGAAUUGAAGGUCAAGACCGUCAAGGUACGUUCAGAUACCGAUACCUCCUGCAUCUCCUUCCAGCUAACGUUUUUUAUAUAG
Arthroderma uncinatum is the source of this 828-nucleotide messenger RNA. Its product is annotated as glucosamine-6-phosphate deaminase. The transcript is spliced from 4 exons. NCBI's taxonomy places the organism in Eukaryota, Fungi, Ascomycota, Eurotiomycetes, Onygenales, Arthrodermataceae. Gene Ontology annotation, cellular component: cytoplasm. The coding region runs from base 1 to 828 and encodes 275 amino acids. Gene Ontology annotation, molecular function: glucosamine-6-phosphate deaminase activity; identical protein binding. Gene Ontology annotation, biological process: D-glucosamine catabolic process; N-acetylneuraminate catabolic process; carbohydrate metabolic process. The record is from RefSeq and is a predicted model, not a curated record.